This is a messenger RNA of Nerophis lumbriciformis (worm pipefish), 2919 nucleotides long. Lineage: Eukaryota; Metazoa; Chordata; Actinopteri; Syngnathiformes; Syngnathidae. The record is from RefSeq and is a predicted model, not a curated record.
AUGUCAAGUUACAGCAACGGAGGAAUCCUCAACCCUGCCUAUCAUGCCAGCGAAACUCUGGAAAUUGAUAAGUCAUCUAGAAAACCACAGCACACCAAUCCGUAUGUAUCGGAACAACGUGACUGGUGGCAGUACAGGGAGGAAACGCAUGACUCUGGUCAGAGCAAUGAUGAUGCUGUAGUGAGAGUACCCUGGGGGGCUUGGCAGGAGCAGGCCUGGAGGGGAAGAGAAAGUAUUCCAAUGGAACUCCAGUCAAGACGGCCAGAAAGCUCUGUAUUCCAGCAUGAGUUCAAUUCAUUGCACGUGGAUCGUGACACUCAGUAUAAUCAAUUGCCGCCUCUCCGACUACCUACUACAUCAUCAGGCACAAUGACAAUGAGAUGGAGGGGCACUGGAUUAAUGAUGAACAUGUUAAAAAGCGAUGAUCCUCUAGCAUUCACAGAGGAGGCCAUCAAGAAUGAGAUGGAAAAUGAGGAGCAGGAUCUGAUCAAAGAACUUGUUGCAAUGUCAACAGGAGACCGAAUAAAGGCCAUAAGGGACCUUCCAAUGAGUUUUGAAGAGAAAAAACAUAUAAGGAGUAAAGUGCUGGCGUUUGAAUCUCAGUCUCAGCGCUUCACAUGUUUUGCAGACUGUUCGGCAAGAGCAUCACUAUUUCUUCGCAGGUGUGGCUACAGUAUCGUGUCAACUCGACAGACCUUGGCAUUUUGGCAAGGCAUCAUGAAAGGGAUUGGUGGCAAGUUCGGCACCAGCGUGCUUACCUAUUUUAUAAUUCUCAAGUGGUUGCUCAUGUUCAACGUAUUCUCCUUCCUGGUUAACUUUGGCUUCAUCACCAUCCCACUCCUGAUUUAUGAUAUUUCCCCCAAUUUACCACCAAAUACGACUUUCAGAGGACUGGAGCUACUCACCGGAGCUGGUUACUUCAACUACACUGUCAUGUACUACAGUGGUUACAGCAAUGAAACCUUCGUAGGUCUGGUGGAAUACAAUAUGCAGCUAGCCUACUUUUUUACGAUUGCCAUUUAUAUGGUGUUGUGCGGCAUUGCAUUAAUCGCAAGCAUGGCAAACUCCUUCAGGACAAAUUACAUGCUUGUGGAUCAAGUUUCUAACAGUGCAUGGAAGCUUUUGUGCAGCUGGGAUUUUAGCAUCAUCAAUGAGAGAGCAGUGAGACGGCGCAAGAACAACCUCAGAGUACAACUUAAGGAGUCAAUGUCAGAGAAGGCCCAAAAAGAUCUGCCCACUGUCACUGAAAAACUCAAGAGCAUUGGGAUUCAUCUGGGCUCGUGGCUACUGUCCACUGGCCUGGCUGUUGGCUGUGCCGCCAGCAUCUAUUUUCUCUGCAAAUAUGAACAGCGGAACACAACAGAUGCUUCAAACUGGUCACUGCGUCAGGAGGCAGAGACUCUCUUGGUUCCCUUUAUGGUCUCCUUGAUGAACCUGGUGGUCCCACUCUUCUAUUCUCUCUUCAAUAAAUUUGAGCAAUAUUCUAAUCAGCGGAGCCAGAUCUACACUCUGUUGCUCAGGAAUGUUUUACUCAAGAUGUUUAUUCUGGGUGUUUUAUGCUACUACUGGAUGAAUGUGGUGGCUCAGAGAUUUUUGUGUUGGGAGGCCAUGGUUGGACAGGCAUUGUACCGUUUGGUCAUUUUUGACUUUUUCUUUCUCAUGUUGGGAUCCUUCUUUGGAGAGUUUCUCAGCAAUUUGGUCGGAACAAAAUUCCUCCCACGUCUUGGAGUUCCAGAGUUUGAUGUUGCCCGAAAUGUCCUUGAACUCAUCUAUGCACAGACUUUAGUCUGGAUUGGGAUCUACUUCUCACCACUAUUGCCUGCCAUUCAGAUAGUAAAGUUGUUUGUCUUAUUUUUCAUAAAAAAGGUCAGCCUGACUCACAACUGCCAGCCUCCAAGGAGGACAGGCAGAGCUGCUCAGAUGCAAGCCAUCUUCAUCGCCCUCCUCUUCUUCCCCUUUUUUGUGGGAGCACUGUCAACAUUUGCAUACACUGCCUGGCAACUUACACCCUCUGAGCAUUGUGGCCCUUUUCGGGGCCUAAACAACACCUUUAGUAUUGUUGGAAUCUGGAUUGACAAUAUGGAAGACAUCCCCGGUUCUCAAGUGGCCAUCUGGAUCUAUGAAAACGUCAUUAAAAGUGAAAUCGUUUACUUCCUCGCAACACUCAUAAUCUUAAUCAUCAUAUAUAUCUUCUGGCAAGUCUCUCAGGGCCGCAAGCAGCUUAUUGGUCGUCUCAGACAGCAAAUUCUCAAUGAAGGGAAAGACAAGUCUUUCUUGCUGGAGAAACUACAGAACCUGCAGAAAUCUUAUUCUAAUAAGAUGCACAAACAGAAAAAUAAAAAGAAGCACGCCAAACGGCGUUUGGAUGACACUUCAACAGGAGCUCAUUCCUAUCAGAACACAACUGUUCAGUCUUUGAUUAGUCACCAACAACUUGAGCUAGAGGAAAGACACUUCCCCAGUGGAAUACAGCUUCCUCCGGAUAUCUUCACUUCUGAGGCGGUUUCCAGGAUGAACCAUCAGAGAGCUGAGGAGCAAGUAGACGAAAUGUACCGAAUACGCCAGUCAUCCUUCAGGCAAGGGAUCCCCUCCAGGCAUGAUGACAGAGAAAAUGAAAGAGAUGAAUACCGCAGUUCAGCAGAAUUUCCAGAAAACCUUCAUGAUAAUUCCAUGGCUGUGAUUCAGGCAAUGGAAGCAAGAAAGAAACAAGAUUAUGUACCACAAGAAAGAGAUGGCUUUCCAUCUUCAUUAUCAAAUGCCAUGAUACAGGUGAUGCAGGCGAGGCAAAGAGCAGAACAAGAUGAGGGUCUUCAUUGGAGCCGUACUUUCCCUCAACAUCCGCCUACUAGUUCCAGCCCUCUCAUACAAGCUAUGUUAGCCCGACAACAAGCCCAGAAUGAGUAUGAUGACGGCUACUAA